AUGGCCGUUAAAAUGUAUCCGAACGCGAAUUCAUCCAACGAUCAACGGAAAAGCCCUGCUUCAGCAUUUCUUAGCUCCCGAUCUUCAACACGCUUCCUGCCGGUUACGUUUGAAAAUGAUGAGCCCCGGUACGAUGCCUCACCCAACUACCAGAGCUUCUACACGCUCAAACAACAAUGUCUCGCCCGUCGACAACUCUUCGAAGAUCCAGAAUUUCCCGCGACGGACGCCUCCAUUUCGAUGCCCAAAAUCACGGACGUACGAUGGUGCCGACCGAAGGAAAUUUCACCCCAAGCUCGAUUCUUCGUCGAUGGAGCAACCCGGUUGGAUAUCUGUCAGGGUGCACUGAACGAUUGCUGGCUGUUGACGGCUGCCGCUAAUCUUACCUCCCAUCCGUGGCUGUUCAAGCGUGUACUGCCGGAAGACAAUAGCUUUGCUGUGGAUGAGUACGCCGGUAUCUUCCAUUUUCGCUUUUGGGAGUUUGGCCAGUGGGUAGAGGUUGUGAUCGAUGAUCGACUGCCAACGGAUGUUAGCGGGAAGUUGCUGCUGUUUGGACGAUCGGGCAAUGGGGACGAGUUUUGGAGUGCUUUGCUGGAGAAGGCGUACGCAAAGUUUUACGGUUCGUAUGGAGCACUGGAUGGUGGUACGGCACGGGAAGCGAUGCAGGAUCUUACCGGAGGGUUGACAGAGUUCUAUCAGCCCAAGAAGAUGGUGGGAAGGGAGGAACAGCUGUGGGAUAUACUGAGGAGUGGAUCCGAAAUGGGAUCUUUGUUUGCAUGUAAUUUGAAGAGUGAUCCCACGGGGGAAAACGUCGCCACCAAAGAGGGCCUUCUGCGAGGACAUUCGUACUCCAUCACCAAGGUGCACAUGAUAGCGGGUUUAGUGAGUGAUGGCGAUCAGAUCCGUUUGCUUCGGGUCCGCAAUCCUUGGGGGUCUGGCGUGGAGUGGAACGGAAAGUGGAGCGACAAGUCCCGCGAGUGGAAAUCUCUCAACACGGCGGAAAGGAAACGAAUUGGGCUAACACUUCAAAAUGAUGGUGAAUUCUGGAUCGAAUUGAGCGACUUUAUGAAACACUUUGACCGGUUAGAGGUUUGUCAUCUCUCUCCCGAGCUUCACAGCGUUCAGGAUGACAGUGGAGAAAGGGACACUAAGCGAUAUCGCUGGGAGUUAAGCUCCCUAGACGGUCAAUGGAUACGUGACACGACGGCUGGUGGAAAUGUAUCCUUUCUUGAUACAUUCCCCCUAAAUCCACAGUACACCAUCCACGUGCAGAAACAUACAACCGGGUCGAGUGUGGUGAUCGCACUGAUGCAAAAGUACCGCCGAGCGGACGCCCUGCCAAGCCUUACGAUUGGUUUUAUCGUGUACAGGGUGACGAGUGAAGAUUUGCGCCAAAAACCUGUCCCGAAGGAGUUCUUCCAACAGCACGAUCAUGCCAUCGUAGGUGGUUCGAUCUUUAUCAAUGCGAGAGAAAUUAGCUGCCGGUUAACACUCGAUCCUGGAGUGUAUCUGGUCAUCCCGUCGACAUUCGAGCCGGGUGAAGAAGGUGACUAUUUGCUGCGCAUCUUUACCGCACGUGGGAACACACUGUGUGAGAACGAUGCCAUACUGUGCUUUGGCACGUUGGACGAUCGUAUUACUGAGCAGGGGAAAUUCUUCGAAACUCCUCGCUGGGCGAUGCUGGCAAAUGCGUUCUACAAUCGCGCCAACGCGUACCAACAGUUAGAAACGAACUAUCUGCAGGAUAUUAUGUGGGAACAGUUCUUCCGACAAAGCUUUGGAACAAGUGAUCGGCAAACCGUAAAGGUGAAGCGAACCAGAUCUUCACCACUCCGAAAGUUUUACGCCUGUGUGAUGCAACUGUGUGCCUGCUUCUGGAUGCAAUCGAGCGUAAGGAAGAAUGUCCAGGAGCAUCCCCUUCCCAGCGAAGAAAAACAAAUGCAUCAGAAAGAGUUGGAAAGAAUCGUGGCACUUCUGCUAAGCCGUAUCGUCGACGGACAGGACACGAUCGGAUACGAACAGUUCCGUACGAUCGCCCGCGACGUUUAUCAGUGGGAAACGGUAUUCCGAUUGUACGAUACGGAUGGUAGCGGUACGCUGGAUCGCCGAGAGCUACGGCAAGCCCUUCGAUCGUCCGGCUUCAACAUAAACAAUCGCAUCCUGUGCAAGUUGCUGCGGAUGGUUGUGGAGCUGAAUCGACCACAGAUUGAGCUGAUCGAUUAUGUGCUGUGUGCGGCCGAGUGUCGGCAUGCGAUCGAUGUUUUACAUCAGGACACGCCAGCAGGUAAUGAAACCCAACGAAAAACGUCAUAA
Messenger RNA from Anopheles maculipalpis, 2313 nucleotides. Its product is annotated as calpain-B-like. Bases 1 to 2313 code for a protein of 770 amino acids. NCBI's taxonomy places the organism in Eukaryota, Metazoa, Arthropoda, Insecta, Diptera, Culicidae. Gene Ontology annotation, biological process: proteolysis. The record is from RefSeq and is a predicted model, not a curated record. The transcript is spliced from 4 exons. Gene Ontology annotation, cellular component: cytoplasm. Gene Ontology annotation, molecular function: calcium-dependent cysteine-type endopeptidase activity; calcium ion binding.